This is a messenger RNA of Gasterosteus aculeatus aculeatus (three-spined stickleback), 3064 nucleotides long. RefSeq names its product DEAD (Asp-Glu-Ala-Asp) box helicase 21 (gene ddx21). The record is from RefSeq and is a predicted model, not a curated record. Lineage: Eukaryota; Metazoa; Chordata; Actinopteri; Perciformes; Gasterosteidae. Gene Ontology annotation, molecular function: ATP binding; RNA binding; RNA helicase activity.
CGCGUUCCUUUCCAUCCGCGUGCCCGUGGUUUGUCCUGCGUCUACACUUGAGGGGUUCCAUCGGGAAAGAGAAAUGCAGACAAAAAUCAUGUUAGAAACUGAAGAUCAAGCCAUGGAUGACAACCUGGACGCCGCCGCGGAGGCUAAACGCCUAAAGAAAAAGAACAAAGAGGCGAAGAAGCUGAAAAACCAGCAGAACCUGGAGGAGCAGGAAGAGCAGCAGGACCUGGACUGUGAACCUCCAGCACCAAAGAAAAAAAAGAGAAAAGACUCUCUUCCAGUGGACCAAGUCAACGACCACAUCGAGGAGGACACACACAUGAACGACAUCACUGCCGACACACCAGAGAAGAUUAAGAAGAAGGCUGAAGGAGACUCUGAGAAAAAAAAGAAGAAGAAUAAGAAAGCCGAGGUUGAAACAAACGGACAUUCCAUCCCAGACACCCCGGCACCCACACCGGUCCAGUCCAGUGAAGACUCGGCCAGCGACAGUGAAAAAGAAACGGGGGAGACACCAGAGCAGAAGGAAGGAGCCUUCUCCAACUUCAGGAUCUCCCAAUUCACUAUUGAUAAACUGAAAGCUCGGGGAGCCACUUACCUGUUUGACAUUCAGGUGAAGACAUUCAAUCCUGUUUACGACGGCGAGGACGUCAUUGCCCAAGCCCGAACUGGAACAGGAAAGACGUUCUCAUUUGCCAUCCCCUUGGUGGAGAAGCUGCAGACGGAUGCAGUGGCGUUGACCAGAGGCCGGGCUCCCAAGGUCUUGGUGUUGACUCCAACCAGAGAGUUGGCAAUCCAGGUCGCAAAGGACUUCAAAGACAUCACCAGGAAGCUUUCACUCGCCUGUUUCUAUGGCGGCAGCUCAUACAACCCACAGCUUGAUGCAAUCCGUAAUGGUAUCGAUAUUUUGGUGGGCACACCCGGCCGCGUCAAAGACCACCUGCAGAACAACAAACUCGACCUCUCCAAACUGAAACAUGUGGUUCUGGAUGAAGUUGACACGAUGCUGGACAUGGGAUUUGCAGAUCAGGUUGAAGAGAUUUUGUCGACAUCAUAUGCGAAAGAUUCCGACUCCAACCCACAAACUCUUCUGUUUUCGGCCACCUGCCCUCCCUGGGUUUACGAGGUCGCCAAGAAGUACAUGAGACCACAGUGCAAACACGUAGAUCUGAUCGGCAAGAAAACACAGAAAGCUGCAACGACAGUAGAACAUCUGGCCAUCACCUGUCACUGGUCGCAGCGUGCAGCUGUAAUCGGGGAUGUGAUCCAGGUUUACAGCGGCAGCCACAGCAGGACCAUCGUGUUCUGUGAAACCAAGAAAGACGCCAACGAACUUUCCAUGAAUACAUCCAUCAAACAGAGUGCCCAGACCCUCCAUGGUGACAUUCCUCAGAAACAGAGAGAGAUCACGCUGAAGGGCUUCAGGAACGGGACCUUUGAGGUUCUGGUUGCCACAAACGUUGCAGCCCGUGGAUUAGACAUCCCUGAAGUCGACCUGGUGAUCCAGUGUUCUCCACCAAAGGAUGUGGAGUCGUACAUCCAUCGCUCGGGACGUACGGGCCGAGCCGGCAGGGCUGGAGUCUGCAUCUGUUUCUACCAGAGGAAAGAGGAGGACCAGCUGCGCUACGUAGAAAACAAAGCAGGUAUCACAUUCAGACGAGUUGGCGUUCCCACUGCAAACGAUAUCAUCAAGUCCUCAAGCAAGGACGCUGUCAGGUUUCUGGACUCUGUUCCGAUUACAGCUGUCGCGUACUUCCGAGAAUCAGCGGAGAAGCUGAUCGGGGAGAGAGGAGCAGUUGAUGCACUGGCCGCGGCCCUGGCUCAUAUCUCUGGAGCCACAAGUCUCGAGCAAAGGUCACUGCUCAACUCCGAUGUUGGUUUCACCACUAUGCAGAUGGUGUGUUCUCAGGAGAUGCAUAAUAUGGGUUAUGCUUGGAAAUCCAUCAAAGAGCAGCUUGGAGAAGAGUUUGAGUCCCACAUUCAGAGAAUGAACUACCUCAAAGGCAAAAUGGGUGUUUGUUUUGAUGUCUCAGCUGGCAAAGUCAAAGAGAUGAUGGACGGCUGGACGGACGGUCGCCGUUGGCAACUGACUGUAGCCACAGAGCUCCCGGAGCUGGAGGAGAAGCAGUUCACUAACCGCGGAGGAGGCUUCGGUGGCGGAAACCGCGGAGGAAGCCGCGGAGGAGGCUUCAGAGGUGGCAGAGGCCGUGGUUUUGGAGGAAGCGGUGGCCGUAGCAACGGGUUUCGCAGCGGUGGCUUUAACAACAACAGUAACGUCAAAGGAGUACACAAACGCGACUUCGGCGAAGCAUUUGAUUAUUGAAGCGGCAACCUGUGGACUGAUGAGACCGACUGUCACUCAUCUGGCUGGUCAGAGUGUGAUCGAUACAUUUCCUUCAUCAGCUUUCAGAUAACCAGAAGCUUUGUAUACAGUACGUCAAAUUACCCCAACCCUCGAUGUUCCCACUUUCAAAAUAAAGUGAAAAUUCCAUCAGAUCUGAUGAACAGCAAAAGUCCAAUUCAGAACAAAUUCGAUUUAAGAUCACUUUCAGUGUUCAGUUGAACACCGCGCCACUGGUUUCCAUUAUGCAAGGCCAGGCGUGUGCCUUUAGAGAUCCCCUUAAGUUGCCAUGUCUUGAAUGGCACGAGAUCAAAACCAUUUGGUACUCAACCUAUUGUAAAAGUUUAGCAUUAUAUGGCUAAAAACGCUGGAAUGCGUCACUCACUGAUUGUGGCUUCAUGUUUGGGGAGUGGUGGCAGUUUGUCGUAAUACAAAGGUAGUUCAUUAUGACGAAACAACGUGUUACAUAACUACACUAGAUAACUCUGUGUAGAGCCACAAAGGUGCACUGUCCCGAAGACACUCAUGUGGUGGGCAGUGUUUUACCCUGCAGCCCCCAGAGAGUGGGAAAGAAAUGGGAGUUUUAAGGAUGUGCCCAAUGUCGGCCUGCUGCCGUACCGUCAGCUCAAGUCUUCGCCAAGAUAUAUUUGGAUGAUUGAUUUUGCAAUUGCCUCUAUUUAAUAACUCUUCUGCUUCCAUUCAUUUGAAUGAAAUUCAUUACUC